GGUCGCUAGAAUGGUAGACAGUGUGUACCGCACUCGCUCUUUGGGAGUUGCCGCUGAGGGGCUCCCUGAUCAGUAUGCUGAUGGCCGGGCUGCAAAGGUCUGGCACUAUUACAUUGGGGACAAGCGGAGCCGCACAGAUGAGUAUCGCAACUGGAUCCUGUCUCUGUUGCAACAACACAAUUGUCACACCGUGCUUGAUGUGGCAUGUGGGACCGGGGUGGACUCUGAGAUGCUGGUGGAGGAGGGGUUCUCUGUGGUCAGCGUUGAUGCCAGUGACAAAAUGUUAAAAUAUGCUUUGAAGACAAGAUGGAACCGCAGGAAGGAGCCAGCAUUUGACAAGUGGGGUGACCAGAGUGACCAUCGUCUGGCACUUUCUAACAUUGCAGGGAUGGUUCGUCCUGGUGGCAUCUUCAUCAUAGACCAUCGGAACUAUGACUACAUCCUGAGCACAGGCUGUGCCCCUCAAGGCAAGAACAUUUACUACAAGAGUGAUUUGACCCAAGAUAUCACCACCUCUGUCUUAUGGGUCAACAACAAACCCCAUAUGGUAACUCUGGACUACACAGUGCAGGUUCCUACUCCUGGAGAGACACAGCCAGAGCUAAGUAAGUUCCGCCUCUCCUACUAUCCACAUCGCCUGGACACUUUUUCUGCUCUUCUGCACAAGGCUUUUGGAGGUAAAUGUGAGCACAAAGUUUAUGGAGACUUCUUACCAUACAACCCAGGCCAGGACACGGCUCCCUGCUAUUUCAUUCAUGUGGUAAAGAAGACUGCGUGAGACAGCGAUUCUCAGAGGUCAACCGGUUACUGAUAGGAGCCCAUCAGAAGGACUGGCUGAGACACUAACCAAUGGCAUUGCUUAGUAGUGUGAGAUCUUAGUACUGGAGAUCUCAAGUGCUUUAUGUGCAUCAGAUCAAGGUGAUUAAUGAGGAGGAUUUCUGCAGCUUUAUGAUCUGGAUGGGGGAGCGGGAAAAAGAGCUUGAAAGCAUUGAAUUCAUUGUGAGGCAUUGAGAAUAAUAUGAUAGGUACUGAGAAUAUAAACAUUGUGUACUGUGUAGGGAACUGGAGAUAUAAAAAGGGAGAAAUGUGAUCAUGUUCCCUAUAGAGGCAUUGAGGUCUGAAUUUAUCUAUUUGCCAGCUGAGAAGCAAAGGGACUUAAAGGGACAGUGUGCCUGAAAAUUGUUAUUGUUUAAAAAGAUAGAUAAUCCCUAUAAUUACCCUGUAUCUGAGCCUCUGCAGACUGCCCCUUAUCUCAGUGCUAUUUACAGAUUAAAAUUUUAGCAAAUUAGUGCUGGUUCCUGCAUAACUCAGAUGAAGUGACACAAUGUUAUCUAUAUGUCAUACAUGAACUAGCAGUGUCUAGCUGUAGUGCACAGUAGUGAGCACAAGGUUAUCUAUAUGACACACAUGAACUAGCACUGUCUAGCAGUUGUGCCAGGGAGUGAGUACAAUGUUAUUUACAUGGCACACAUGAACUAGCACUGUCUAGCUGUUGUGCACUUGGGUGAGCACAUUGUUAUCUAUAUGGCACACAUGAACUAGCGCUGUCUGGCUAUAGUGCAUGGGGGUGAGCACAUUGUUAUCUAUAUGGCACACAUGAACUAGCGCUGUCUGGCUGUAGUGCAUGGGGGUGAGCACAUUGUUAUCUAUAUGGCACACAUGAACUAGCGCUGUCUGGCUGUAGUGCAUGGGGGUGAGCACAUUGUUAUCUAUAUGGCACACAUGAACUAGCAGUGUCUAGCUGUAGUGCACAGUAGUGAGCACAAGGUUAUCUAUAUGGCACACAUGAACUAGCACUGUCUGGCUGUGAAAAGCUGAUACAAUUCACUGAGAUAAGAAGCGUUCUGCAGAGCCUUAGAAACGGUCAGAGAUUUUGAGGUUAUAAAGUAUUUUACUAUAAGAAUGUUGGUUGUGCUAAGCUGGGGAAUGGGUAGUAAAGGUAGUAUCUUUCCUUUUAAACAAUGCAAAAAUUAAGUAGACUGUCCCUUUAAUGACUUUCUAAACUUAGAUACGGUCUAAAGGACUAAUUUACCAAAGGUCAGUAAUUGUCUAAAUCUGUUUUCUUGAUUAUUGUUUAUGAAUAAAUGUUGCAGCCAUACACAGUUGA
Messenger RNA from Bombina bombina (fire-bellied toad), 2107 nucleotides. RefSeq names its product glycine N-methyltransferase (gene GNMT). The record is from RefSeq and is a predicted model, not a curated record. The transcript is spliced from 5 exons. NCBI's taxonomy places the organism in Eukaryota, Metazoa, Chordata, Amphibia, Anura, Bombinatoridae. Gene Ontology annotation, biological process: regulation of gluconeogenesis; S-adenosylmethionine metabolic process; one-carbon metabolic process. Bases 11 to 778 code for a protein of 255 amino acids. Gene Ontology annotation, cellular component: cytosol. Gene Ontology annotation, molecular function: glycine N-methyltransferase activity; identical protein binding; S-adenosyl-L-methionine binding.